CAGUGUUUCCUGACUUGGGAAACAUGGGGUUAAGUUUCCUCUGUCGAGCGUUGAUCCCUCUUAAUGGGAUGUGCCACCGAGUCGCUCUGCUGGUCUAAGCUACAGCAGGUCAACAUAUUCAGCGCAAGAGGCGGGCCCAUUUGCUGGGAAGAUGAGCUGUGGACUCAGUGCUGCUCCGUGAUUUCAUCGAAGAGGAGCUCUCUGACCGCCUCACACACAGACUUGGUGACACGUGGAUUUCUGCGAGUGAGAGGAGCCUCCGUUCAGCGGGAGGAUUAACAGGUCGGCAUGGGUGUGUAUCGGCGUCCCGGGACCCGGCGAUGCGCUCUUUAAAGGAAACGGGUUUCGCAGAGACAUCCGUAAAACGCAUCCAUGCGCCACGGCUAGUCCGCAUCCCGAUAUGCCUCUGACAACACAAAGCCUGGGUCCAAGGAGCUCCCAUAAUAAACCACACAUGCAAAUCGGCAUGGGUGAGUCAACACGGUUAAUUCGCUAUAUUUGCGAAUGAAGGCGUUGGAGCUGUGCAAUGAGACAAUCGGGAAUUGUCAAGUAGACUUUAUUGAUAGGCUGCGUAAUUCGACAAUAUGGCUGAUCAGAGCAACAUCCAGUCGGCCGCCUCCAAGAGUAUCCGGCCUUUUAAAUCCAGCGAGGAGUACCUGUACGCCAUGAAGGAGGAUCUGGCGGAAUGGCUGAACACCCUCUACGACCUGGAUAUCUAUGCGGACUCCUUCAUGGAGGGGCUGGGGACCGGCUGUGCUCUGUGUCGGCACGCCAACAACGUGAACCGCGCCGUGCAGGACUUCCAGCUGGAGUGCCCGGAGGCUGCUCACUCCAUGAAGCUGCCGUCCAAAGAUGUGGGCUUCCAGUCACGCAAUGUGGUCCCCGGCUCGUUUGUGGCGCGGGAUAACGUGUCCAACUUCAUCAGCUGGUGCAGGCAGGAGCUCUGGAUCAAGGACGUCCUCAUGUUUGAGACCAACGACCUGGUGGAGAGAUGCAACGAGAAGAAUUUUGUUCUGUGUCUGCUCGAGGUGGCGCGACGCGGGGCCAAGUUCGGCAUGUUGGCCCCCAUGUUGAUCCAGCUGGAGGAGGAGAUCGAGGAGGAGAUCCGGGACCAGGAGAGCCUGCGGAUCGAUGUCGAGGAGCCGGCUGAACAGAGCCCGCCCAGCAGGUGCUUCAGUCGGAAGGAGAGCAGUCAGAGUAGCAGUCAGAGUGUGGAGCAAGAAGAGGAGCCGGAGCCAGAGCCCAUCAUCUGGCCGCAGAAGAGGGUGCUGUGUGACAUGAGAAACUUGGAUGAGUUGGUGCGUGAGAUUCUGGGUCGGUGUUCCUGUCCAGCUCAGUUUCCUAUGAUCAAGGUGUCGGAGGGGAAGUACAAAGUGGGAGACUCCAGUGCGCUGAUCUUCAUCAGGGUCCUUCGUACCCAUGUGAUGGUGCGUGUUGGAGGGGGCUGGGACACAUUAGAGCACUAUUUGGACAAGCAUGACCCGUGUCGCUGUGCUGCUUUCGCUCACCGCUACCACCAGGCUAAAGCCAGUGGCCAAGGAGGUCAGGGAGCCCACAGCAAGUCGUCCAGCGCCCACUCCUCCCGCUCCACCAGCCCAGGACCACACUGGCGAAAUGAUGGCAUCGCCCCAUACAAACCCCCCGACCGGCGCUCCCUGGAGCCCCCCUCUGCUCCGUGUGCCUCUUCCUCCUCCACACGGCCCGGUCGCUCUCAGAAUCCCGCCGUCCCCCCCGCCGAGCGCGACUCCAGUGCAGCUAGACCGCUGCUCCCACGGCCGCCACGAGACCGCUCCGAACCCCGGCACUUUAAUCCUCUCAGGAAUAAGGAUACAAAGUUGCCAGUGACGAGACGUCUGUCUGGAGACAGUGACUCCUCUACAGCCUCCUCUAAGGGAGGAGGAGGAGGAGGGGGACGGUACUCUCUAGGCGGGGCCUCGCGGCGAUCUGGUGAUGAGGUAGUCCUGCUCGUCAAUCGCAAGGAGGGGAAGCACAUGAUUGAGAGGUCUGGAGAUCAAACCUCAUCACUGCGUACCCCCCUGCCCCGCGCACGCAGCCAAUCCCGGGAACGUCCUGCUCUCGCUCCUAUACUCAAACCGAACCCCCCGCAAGGAUCCGCUGAUGGAUCUCGAACAUCCCGCCCAGAGAGGGGCCGCUCCACUGGAAACGAGGGCCCGAGGAGGCUCCAUGCUCCACGUUCCCACAGCCAGAGUAAGUUAACCAGCAGGACUCGAUCUGGUGAUGCCAGCCCGGGACCGGCUUCCUGCCACAGAGACCCUCAGCCCCCAGACCGACGAGAGGACCUCCGGGCCAAACAACUACCCCCCUCCUCUCCCAGAUUAGUGGGUGGGUUUGCUAAGAGGCAGUCCUCCUCCUGCUCUAACUCACCUAUUAAAGGGGUUCAGAACAACAACAACAACAGCAGCCCCAGCAAGAAGAUCAUAACUACUCCCAGACCUCCUGCCCCUCGCUCCCCCUCGGUAGGAAAAGGCAGGAUUCUUCCACCGGUCACCUCCGGGGGUCGACGCUCACCUCACUCAACUCCCCGCAACUUCCACCAUCACACUGCCCGCUCCCCCCGGACGUCACAGGGACUUCGUUCUGCUGGUCGAGGCCACCAUAAGAGCUUGUCAUGCCUGGAGCGCCCGGACCCCGAGGAGGAAGGACCGGGGCUCGGCUUCCAGAUGCUUCCAACACUAGACCCCCAAAAGGAGCAGGACCUGUAUCGCAGCUUUGAGGCUGAGUUUCUGGCCAAUACACAACAGGCUAGAGGAGGGUCUUGUAGAGCCCCAGGAGGAGCGAACCUUCAGGGUGCCGGGACACAUUUAGUGCCGGCAACCACUGAUCCUAACGUCACUGACUCGGCCUAUUCCUCUUCUAACUCCUCCACCUCCUCCCUGAAUGUGGGGGCAAAGAUAGGAACACUGCCUGACCUUAGGGAAUCCAAGAGAGCUCAUCCCCGUCACUUCCAACUGGAGGACCCCUUAAACUUACUUUAUGGAAACAAUUUUGGAGUACCUCACAACGGUGGUCAAGGAGAGCCUGAGCACUGGGGGGAGCGGGGAGGGGGUCUCAAGAAGCUCCCAGCCAUCUCUAGCUCCAUCGAGGAGAGGGAACCUCCGUCUUCACUGCCUGGUCUUGGAGACACAGACACACUGAUGAACCAGGUCCCCUCACAACCUGCUUUCCACUGUAGUAAUAUUAAUGGAGACCAUGGAGGCUUUCCUCCUACAGGGGGGCUGAAAUGUCAGCAGGGUCAGCUUGGCUGGGGCACAGGGCCUGAAGGAGAUAUUCCUCCUGAGAAUCACCAGCCAAACUUACCCUAUGACCUAGAAAAUGGUGACGGCAAUGAUGACCUCCCGCCCCCAGAGGCUUGUCCGUCACCUGUGCUCCUCCCCCCCUCUGGGGACUGCUCUUUCCAGGAUUCCUCCAGUGAAAACUCAUCCAUGUGCUUCAGCCUGAGUGAAUCCCAGUCUGAAACCCCCCCACCAUCUUCACCUAUUGCCAAUGGGAACACUGAUGCAGAAGGGCUGCAGACUAAUAAAGGGCAAAAGAAGACAGACGGAAUGGCCUCUAACUCAAAGCACAAACUGAGAGGCAGGAUGCAGCCUCGCACUGACAACAGGCCAGAAAACAGCCCCUCACGGAUCCCCACACCGCGCAGCUUCAGAGAUCUGCAGACUCACGAAACCUUUUCCCCAAGCCACACUCCUCCACUGUCCCCUCAGAGCUCACGCUCUACCGGUCGCCCGGCCACAUGCAAGGGCCUCCACCAGGCCUUCGCAGACAUGAUCCAUCCCCGGCCAUGUUCCCCAGCCAUGGUUAACAAAGACUGCUCCUUCCCUGGACAGUCAGGGAGCCUGGACACUGAAGCUUGGAUGUAGCACAGAUGACACAGGGGGUGUCAUGAACUCUGACUACUGUGUAAAAAGUUAAGAUUGGGCUAUAGACUGUUUUUACUGCAUGUCUAACACUCCUUCUUUCUCACUUAGUUCCCCCCCCUGAAUAACUGCAGGGGGUUCACAUUGCUUUUAUGUUGCACUCAAGCCAAAUUAUUUAUUACCAAAGGAAUGGUCUUUAAGAUUACUUUCACUGUCAUUUUAAUGUGUGCAUGGGGAUGCUUUUGCCAAUCAUAAGGUGUUUAUUUUUUAUUUUUGCAAAGACACUAGUGAAAGUCUCAUGGUUGAAACAGAGAGAUUGAGAGAGAGCAUAUGUGCUGCCAUGUGCCCCGCUGAGGGGCAUGGCGAAGUGCCAGGGAUUUAAGGCAGCAACUCUAAACAGUGUAAACACUAAACCUUCAGACAGAUGGGAUGGCUCCCUCUUGUGGUUUGCCACAGCAUCUCUGCUUGCCUUGGUAGUCAGAAUACUGGUAUGAUGACUGUGAUCUUUUUCAGUCUCUUAACAUUUGACUCAGUAUACUCACAUUUACAAUAUAAUAACUGUUAACAUACACAUAGGUACCCCCAUCAUCCCUCUGACUGUAUGAACACUACUUGCUCAACCAAACCCUGUUCAGUCGUCUGCCGUUAUUCAUGUGGUAUGUCACAUUUUCGCAUCAGUUUUUGUAGCUGUGAUAGAUUUUUUUGUUGUUAAGGUGUCACAGGUUUUAAAGAUUAUGUUUAAUGCAGUAAAACAUUUGAAGUUGAUUGCAACUUUUAAGUGGAUUAAGUGCAAAAAUAUGAGGAGCAGUGAAGGUUGUGUCUUUGUCAGUGAAGCAGAAAUGUUGGGAUUUCUUCCUCUGACCAAACUGUACUCUGGAAUACAAUGCUACAUAUAUACAAACGUCAAAGGCUAAGGAGAAUGAAUGUGAAAUACAUGUCGAUGUGCUCACUGAUAGAUGUGGGUAUUUUGUAUAUACCAAGGCAUUGAAUAUACAGUUUAAUGUACAUAUUCUCUGUAAUCAGUUCUGUGCUGCCUUAGCUAUGCAAUAUUGGUGUUGGAAAUGCCUUGACAAUUCCCUUUGCCUUAAAAUGUAUUUGCAGGUUAGUUUUUGAAUGUUUUUGCGCAACAUCACUCAAGAUCUAUUCGGUAACACAACUUUGCCAUCAUUAUUUCUUUAUGAUUAUAGAAAUUGGAGAGUUUAGGUGUGAAUGUGGAAAUAAGUGAGGAACAUUGCCCAUUUUAAUUGUGCAUUAUUCGUAGUCUAGGUGUACAAUUCCUGAUAAAGAUAUAUAAUGUAUUGCCCUGAAUCAUGUAAGUAUAAUUGAGACACAAGGAGCCAGAUAACCUACUUAGAAGAUGGAUUUUAAAGACUCAGCCCAAUCUAUGGUGACAUCUAGUGGCUAAGGAACAAUAUGUUUUAUUCACAGUCAAAUUAUGUACUGUUUUAAUGAUUUUGGAAUGGUAUAUGUUUGUUAAUAAGAGCCAAUAUCGAUGGUAAUAAGGGGACAUUUGAUGGAUGAAGAAUGACUUUGACUUGAGUGUCUAAAUGUGUGCAACAGUUCAUGAAUAAUAGAUACUGUAACUGGAUAUGAGGGAUAUCUUGUGGAGCACAUGCACAAGAGGAUGAGAGGUCAGAGCCCUGCGACAGUACUUCUGUUUUUUGGUAAUAACAGGGGUGGACUUUGUAAAAUAUAUUUGAAAGUGGAAACGUUUGACUUGUUGUCAAGUAAGAAAAGUUGGUGAUCAUUUGUCUUUCUUGUGUUUACGAUGAUAGAUAUCUCCCUGAGAGAUUUAAUAGAAAGAACCAGUCAAAAAAAAGAAAGCUGCAACAUUUGUGGAAACCAUCUUUUUGCAGGGCACUGACACAGUAAAUAGGCUCGAAAACAAUGAGAAGGUGCAUAUGUGUGUACAUACUGUAUGAGAAUAUGUUGAGAGUUGGAGUGAAGAGGGAAGUAAUGUAGGUCUAAUUUAUUUAUUUAUGAAGUCUCUCAAGUUACAUCUGUGUCCCAAAUAUGAUAAUGAGCAGGACGUUUAAUCUUAAUAAGGUGGAGCCAACUGAUAAAAAACUUAGCAAUUUAAAUAUUUGUUCCCAACAGUAUACCGUAGAAACAUUAUAACUAUUGCAAGCUAUGGUUUGAAACAGUAUCUGUUUUGCAUAAUUCAGAAACAGUUAUUAGAUGUAGACUCCUCAUAAUUUAUGAUUAAAGAAAGCCACAUGAUACGGACUAGUUAUGGGUCUCUUCUGUACAAACAGAUGUUUUAUUCUAAUUGUUUAUAAUUUAAAUAUGCUUUGGCUUAUUUUAAAACAUUUGUGCUUAGAGUAAUUGGUCAAAUUCAAAAUGUGGUUGUCAAUUAUAAAAGGAAUGAUUGUACAUUAUCAGCUCUUUGUCCUGCACAACUUCAUGAAUCUCUCUCUGCUUCUCUCAAUCCCUAAUCAGCGAAAUCUGAAUGUUCAUGAUUUGAUAAUUUCUUCUUUGCUAAUGUUACUUUCACUACAACUUCAGUUAAAUGUACAGAUUGCUUGGUAUUGUGGAAUUUGUAUGUAUGAAAUAGCAAUACUGCAACAUUUCACAGUUUUUUUGAAGUAAAAAAAAUGCUGUCAUGUUGUUCUUGUAAUAAAACUUUUCCUCUGAAGUUCA
Messenger RNA from Gymnodraco acuticeps, 6518 nucleotides. It is a transcript of the gene gas2l1, whose product is annotated as growth arrest-specific 2 like 1. Gene Ontology annotation, cellular component: stress fiber; cytoplasm; microtubule plus-end. Gene Ontology annotation, biological process: actin crosslink formation; protein localization to microtubule plus-end; microtubule bundle formation. NCBI's taxonomy places the organism in Eukaryota, Metazoa, Chordata, Actinopteri, Perciformes, Bathydraconidae. The record is from RefSeq and is a predicted model, not a curated record. Bases 585 to 3881 code for a protein of 1098 amino acids. The transcript is spliced from 5 exons. Gene Ontology annotation, molecular function: microtubule binding; actin filament binding; cytoskeletal adaptor activity.